GGGCGGGGCGAGGCGACCGAGGAUCGCGUAGCCAAGGUCCAGGCCGAAGGCCGAGGAUAGCCGAGGCCGCCGGGUGCCCAGGUCGCGGCCGCUGGGGUAGCGGGGACCGCGGUGGCUGGCCGGGCCGGGAGCGGGGCGCAGGUCACGCGCUCGUGGGGAGACUCGGGCGGGGCGCGGCUGGUGCUCUGGAGUCCGGUGCCGGGACGCGGGGUCGCCGGGCCUGCUGUAGGUACGCGAGGGCCCCGGACGGUGGCGACACCGGCUUCUCCUUGAGGCACAGGGCUUCAAGCGUUAGGGUCCUGGAACAUAGCUCCACUGCCAUCAUGGUCAACAUCAACGAGCUGCCGGAGAACAUUCUACUGGAACUGUUCACCCACGUCCCGGCCCCACAGCUGCUGCGCAACUGCCGCCUGGUCUGCAGUCUCUGGCGAGACCUCAUCGAUGUGAUGACCCUCUGGAAGCGCAAGAGCCUUCGAGAGGGCUUUGUCACCAAAGACCGGGACGAGCCUGUGGAUGACUGGAAGAUCUUCUAUAUCCUGUGCAGUCUGCAGAGGAACCUCCUCCGGAACCCCUGUGCCGAAGAGAACCUGAGAUCAUGGCGGAUAGACUCCAAUGAGGGAGAUGAGUGGAAGGUGGAGAGCCUCCCUGGGGACCACGGCACAAGCUUUCCUGACACCAAGGUCAAGAAGUAUUUUGUCACCUCUUAUGGGAUGUGCCUCAAGUCCCAGAUGGUGGACCUCAAAGCCGAGGGCUACUCUGAGGAGCUGCUGGACACCUUUCGGCCGGACAUUGUGGUUAAAGACUGGUUUGCCCCACGAGCAGACUGCGGCUGUACCUACCACCUCCGGGUACAGCUGGCCUCUGCCGACUACAUUGUCCUAGCCUCCUUUGAGCCUCCGCCUGUGACCAUCGAACAGUGGAAUGACGCCAGCUGGCAAGAGAUCUCCCACACCUUCUCCAAUUACCCUCCCGGCGUCCGUCACAUCCUUUUUCAACAUGGGGGCAAGGACACACAGUUCUGGAAAGGCUGGUAUGGUCCCCGAGUCACCAACAGCAGCAUCAUCGUCAGCCACAGGACAGCCAAGAACCCCGCCCCUGCCAGAACUCUACCGGAGGAAGGCACUAGCAAUAGGAGGAAGAUACUCAGCUUUGGCUCCUGGGAAGACCUAAGCCCUUAGUGGGCAGUCAGGUCCCCAGUCCCACGAGUAGGUCCCCUGCCCUACACAACUUUGGUCAAGCCCAAAUCAACUCGGUCACACAGCGCUGACAUUUUGUUGUAAUAAAUGUUUUCAGUAAAUCCAGCCUAUUUGGGGCUUGAUGGAGAUCAGG
Rattus rattus (black rat) is the source of this 1329-nucleotide messenger RNA. Its product is annotated as F-box only protein 6. The transcript is spliced from 6 exons. The record is from RefSeq and is a predicted model, not a curated record. Gene Ontology annotation, cellular component: SCF ubiquitin ligase complex; cytoplasm; endoplasmic reticulum quality control compartment. NCBI's taxonomy places the organism in Eukaryota, Metazoa, Chordata, Mammalia, Rodentia, Muridae. Gene Ontology annotation, molecular function: protein binding; ubiquitin protein ligase activity. The coding region runs from base 324 to 1178 and encodes 284 amino acids. Gene Ontology annotation, biological process: SCF-dependent proteasomal ubiquitin-dependent protein catabolic process; glycoprotein catabolic process.